GCUGUGUUACAAUGUAGUUUUGAAGAAGGUGCCCGCACUGUUGUCAAAUAACAGUAAGGUAACAGAGUGAUAGUGAACACAACAAACAGGGGAUAUCACUCGUCUCGAUCUGAACAAACUCUGUCAGAACGCAGUUUGGUUACGUGUUAAACCCUGGUCUCCGAUUCUGUGGACCUCCUGUUGGACAAACCAAGCUGACAACGCCGUCAGUGACCCUGCAGAAUGGCUCGACCUCUGCAGCUCCUCUCUGUGCUCUCCAGGCUCGGUGCUCUCUCAGUGACGCCCUCAGUUUCUACUAACACCUGUCGAUUUUCAAGCAGAGGGGUCGGUAAGGCAUGGAUGGGACAGAGCCAGGUGCACAGAGACAGAUCAUCCAACAGAGCUCCAAAAUACACCGAUGUAGGAUCCGAUGAAGACCGAGGACUGGAGGAUGUGGAAGACAAACUGCAGGCUUUGGUUGAUGUGGAGAGAAAGAGGCAGAAGACUGUGAAAUAUCACAUAAUGAGGAGACAGAUGACAGCAUCAGGAGCUCCACAGAGGAAGUUAACCUGGGAGGCUAUCGAGCAGAUAAGAUAUCUGAAGCAAGAGCAGCCCGAGGAGUGGACAGUUGAGCGUCUGGCUGAGGGCUUCUCUGUCACACCUGAUGUCAUCCUGAGAGUCCUCAGGAGCAAGUUUAUUCCCGCUCCUGAGAGAAAAGUCAGGCAAGAUGCUAACGUGAUGCCUGGGCUCGGUCAGCAGGUGCUGCCUUCAGGUGCUGGUUCAGGCCAGAACAGACUGAAGCUGGCUGGAAACCGAGCAGCAGCUGCUCUCCCCUCUGGAAGUAAAGAAAGUGUUUUGGUUCCUGUGGCUGACCGGACUCUGUUGAUUCAAAGAAAAGGCUCAGCAUCUUUGGCCAAGAGUCCCGCACCUGUUGCUGUUCUGCCCACCCAGUUCAUGUCAGAUGUUAGUAAAGACACCACAGUGACAAUAAGAGGAGAGGACAGUAAUACCAACACAAAUCCUGCAGGGGACAACACAGAGGAUGAGGAGGACUGGGAUGGACAGGUGUUGUCGGAGGAAGAACUCGAGGAGCUCAUGGAACUGAAAAGGCCUUCUCCAGUGGUGCAAGUUGGGAAUGAUUUCUUAGACGCAGAGGGAAACCUUUUGUAUAGAAUCUGAGGUCUUCCUGUGUUUCUGGAUGAUCAAGUUGGCGUAAUUACACUCAAUGAUAAUCAGUGGCUUUUUACUGUGCAUGCCUUUAACAGGCAAAAAAAGAUGAAAUGUAUAACAAAUAAAAAUAUUAUUUUGUA
Messenger RNA from Scomber scombrus (Atlantic mackerel), 1289 nucleotides. It is a transcript of the gene ngrn, whose product is annotated as neugrin, neurite outgrowth associated. NCBI's taxonomy places the organism in Eukaryota, Metazoa, Chordata, Actinopteri, Scombriformes, Scombridae. The coding region runs from base 223 to 1158 and encodes 311 amino acids. Gene Ontology annotation, cellular component: nucleus. The record is from RefSeq and is a predicted model, not a curated record. The transcript has 3 exons.